Debaryomyces hansenii CBS767 is the source of this 3138-nucleotide messenger RNA. RefSeq names its product FG-nucleoporin. NCBI's taxonomy places the organism in Eukaryota, Fungi, Ascomycota, Pichiomycetes, Serinales, Debaryomycetaceae. The transcript has a single exon. Bases 1 to 3138 code for a protein of 1045 amino acids. The record is from RefSeq and is a predicted model, not a curated record.
AUGUCCUACGACAGAAAAAGGCCAAUAAGCCCUCGUACCAUAGAUAAAGGGAAUAAUGGAGGAUUUGGAAUUGCUAAAUUGUUUAAUUUUUUGAAACCCAGAUCAUCACAACAAUACAAGCAACAAAAGCAGAGACAGAACCAAAUUCCAUCAAGAAACCAACAAGAUGCAUCGCAUAUAGAGACAGAUCCAUUGGUUAAUAAUUUUUCAUCCAGUAGAAAAAGAACAUUAUCGAUUCAAUCACUCCAUAAUAAUGAUGUUGUUCCACGCUCAUCUACUUUGAAUUCUAAUUUUGGAUCCUAUACAAACUAUUAUGAUAACUUGAAGAAUGAGAAUGAAGUAUUAGAUAAUGAUUUAGAAAGGAGAUUGAGCACAGAAUAUGGCAGUGAUUUAGUUAAGGAAAGUAUUCUUCCAACAAGUAAACCGGAAUUUCGAGAGAGAGAUGACUCGCCAAUGUCAGGUUUAAUGAAGCCUAGACCAUCAAUAUUACCCGAAAUCAAUGAAAAAGAAAAUCAUGAGGAUAUGCCACUUAUAAUAGAACACGAAUUUGCUCCACUAUACAAAGAUAGUGAUGGGAAUCUUGUUAGACCGCCGUUUAUAAACUUAGAUCCCAGGGAAAGGUAUCAUGUUUUGCAAUUAAAAAAGUCUAUCCAAGCUUCAGAAUCUUUACAGAAUAGAAUAAAGUAUAUGGUUAACCCUAACGAAACUCAAUCUAAACCACUUUAUGAGACGAACAAAGUUGAGACCUCGACACAAACUCAUGAUUUAAAUUAUUUAGAGAAUUCGUUAAAUCUUUCUGGGUUGAAGAGAAGACUACUGUCAAAGAAAGAAUGUACUAAGAAUAAAAGGGCAAAAAAUUCCAAGGGUUAUUUUACUGGAGAGUUUUUAUAUGAUGACAUUGAAAGCAAUGAAAAGUCUAAGGAUAAAUUACACGGAUAUCUUGGAGACGUGACUAAGCCUAAGUUUAAUAAUACUACAGCUAUAAGUAAGAAUGACAAAUCAGCAAGCGUACAACCUCGUAAAGAUGAAAGCCAAAUAUUCAAUAGGUUUAGUAACCAGAAUGUUAAAUCUACAGAUAAUAGAAUUGGACUUGAUAAUUCUUUAUUGAACAACGAAAAAGUAAACGUCUCGUUGGAUUCUGACUAUGUUACAAACGCAGAGAAGAUAUCAAAUAUAAUUAAAUUGAAAGCGGAUAGUUCAAAUAAACCAAAGGAAAAAGAGUUGGUUCAACCGAGCUCAGGAUUUAAAUUUUCUAUUAAUUCCAAUGAUAUUAAUUCUAUUAUUAAUAAGAAGCAGGAAGACGAUGAAUUAGUAAACAAGUCUAAUGAAACCUUAAACAAAGAUGGAGAUGGGACAAAACCCUCAUUUUCAUUCGGCGCUUCUGCAGAAAAGAAGGAUAACACAAAUCAGUCAUUAUUGUCUUUUGAUUCAUCUGGAGUGAAAAAGGACUUUUCAAGUGAACCGGCAUUUUCAUUUGGCGCUCGUAAUGAGCUGGAUGGAACAUCUGAACCAACGUUAAAGCGUGGUAGGGUUUCAGAAGAGAAAGGAGUGACAAAGCCUGCUCUCUCUUUUGGAAAACCUACUGAAAAGAAAGAUGAUUUGGCGAAACCAACGUUCUCUUUCGGCGAGUCCGCGGAUAAGAGCAAUGGGACAAGUAAACCAAAACUUUCGUUUGGUGCACCGUCUGAAAAUACUGAUAACAAUAAACCUCCAGUUUCCUUCGGAAGUUCAAGCGAAAAGGAUAAUUCAAAUAUUACGAAGACUACAUUUUCUUUCGGAGCGACAUCUGAUAAGAAAGAAGAUGUAAUGAAGCCGUCUUUAUCAUUUGGAGCCUCAGCGAACAAAAAUGAUGGUAUCCCUAAGCCGACAUUUGCUUUUGGUGCAUCUUCUGAGAACAAGGAUGACAGCAAUUCUGCUGGAAAAACAGACGAAAAAACGGAUAAUGCUAUCAAGCCUUCGUUCACUUUUGGAAUGUCGACUGAAAAGAACGAUACUCCUAAGCCAGCAUUUACAUUUGGAGCAUCUACAGAAAAGAAAGAGGAUACUACAAAGCCAGCAUUUACAUUUGGGGCUGGCACUGAUAAGAAAGAUGUUAUUCCUAAACCUACACUCACAUUUGGGGCUGGCACUGAUAAGAAAGAUGUUAUUCCUAAACCUACACUCACAUUUGGGGCUGGCACUGAUAAGAAAGAGGACACUACAAAGCCAACAUUUACAUUUGGAGCAUCUUCAGAAAAGAAAGAGGACACCACAAAGCCAACAUUUACAUUUGGAGCAUCUUCAGAAAAGAAAGAGGACACUACAAAGCCAGCAUUUACAUUUGGAGCCGGAACCGAGAAGAAAGAUGAUAGCCCUAAACCUGCGCUCACCUUUGGAGCUGACACCGAGAAGAAAGAAGAAACACCCAAACCUGCUUUCACAUUAGGAGCUGGUAGCGAGAAGAAGGAAGAAACAACCAAACCUGCCUUCACAUUUGGGGCGCCUAAAAUCAACGAGACUCCAAAUCCUGCGUUUACAUUUGGUGCCAACGAAAAGAAGGAGACAACACCAUCUUUUUCGUUUGGCGAGAAACCUGCUGGUGGCAUUGGUGCCCCAUCCUUUGGUGCAUUGAACCAAAAUAAGGACUCUGCACCCAAGCCAUUUGAGAAACCCACUGCACCAUUUGGAAGUGGAAGUACAACUCCAAACUUCAGUUUUGGAAGCAGAGAUUCUACUCCCAAACCAAAUUUCUCAUUCGCAAGCGGUACUGGUGCAAAUGCUAUGCCCUCGAAUGCACCACAGCCUAAUAAUUUAUUUAAUUUUACUGGGACUGUGAACAAGGAGGGAACUCCAGAUCCUGCGUCUAUAUUCGGGGGUGGUGCUAACAAUAUGAAUACGAGUAAUAUACAGAAUGGCGUAAACGGUUUGAAUAAAUCAGCUGAAUCUUCUCCAUUUGGAUUUAAUGCUCACCAGAGUACACCAGAUUUUAAAUUUGCAAAUGGUAUUCAACAACCCCAAUUUAAUUCUGGACUUCCAGCUGAUAUGAAUAACCAGAGCUUCAACUCAACAUCUGGAAUGACCCCUCCUACAUUAUCAACAACCCCUCCUAUUAUCAAGAGCAAUCGAAAAAUUGCCCAAAUGAGACUGAGAAGAAGAUGA